Molecule: messenger RNA, 6684 nt
Organism: Girardinichthys multiradiatus
Lineage: Eukaryota; Metazoa; Chordata; Actinopteri; Cyprinodontiformes; Goodeidae
Product: collagen alpha-1(XVII) chain-like
Exons: 55
Coding region: 191-5596 (1801 amino acids)
Source: RefSeq, a predicted model, not a curated record
CCAAAUCCCUGUUUUGACUCGUCUGGGAAAAUUGAGCGAAAAGUCACAAAAGAAGCGAGGAGUUUGGGGAACAUCUCCGCACGCCCUGCGCGUCUGCUCCACACUGACGCAUUGUGGUUCCACAGGAUAAGUCGCUGCGUCCUGAAAGGAAUCUGACUGCUAUAAGGAGAUUGCUUGAAGAUAAGAUGGGAUGGACGAGUUAACAAGGCAAAUGGAGAUCUCGGGAGAAAAGGCUUUGACAGAAACCGUGACCUCCACAACCAGACUGACUUCUCUCCCACCAAAGGGAACCAGCGGAUCAAAUCACAGGAAUAUGUCCAGUGGUGCUGGAGGGCCGGGCUUUGAGAAGAAUGUCUUAACGCAGAACAGCAGUGGAACCUACUUCUCUUCAUCCUCUAUAGGUGUGACAAGUAACUACAGCUCCUCCUCUGGAAUCUACCUCGGUGGAGACUCCUCAGGAGGAGGUGAGGGAGGUGGGAGCUACAUAGAUGGAGAGAGUUAUGGGAGUGGAGGAGGAGGAAGAGGAGGAGGAGGCAGUGGAAGCACUUAUCUCGUAAGCUCCGUGUCAAAGGUCCGGUCCAGCUCAUCGGGCGGUGCCAGGAGAGCUCACACUGCUGGGUCAUCAGUAGGGCUAUCGCCAGGUUUCCGGGAGAGGAAGACCAUAUCUAGCCGCUCAGGAGGCUAUGACGGGAGUUCCAGUGCUAAUUCCUCUCCUGAAUUUCCACGCAAAGACUAUGGGAACUACUGCUCCAGUGCCACAAGAGGGAGGAGCGAAAGCAGAGAGAGCGAGAUCAGAGCCAGAUUACAAAGUGCCUCCCCAUCUGCCGGAAGAUGGGCAGAGCUGGAAGACGUGAAGAAGCUGCUGAAAGGACGCUCCAGCAGCGUCAGUCCUACCCGCUCCUCCAGCGCCUCCAUCGCCCUGCCGGUACCUAAAAAGACCAGCAUGGAGACUAAGACUGUCUCAGUGGCCACUCAAUCGGCUUCAAUUUUAUAUGAACCUGGUGUUCAGUCAGGUGGGUUCAACACCAUCGAUGUGUCAGGCCUCUAUGACAGCAGACUGACAUCCAGCCAGCGUGUCACUGGUGUCCAAACAGGCCAACAUGCUGUCACAGUAAAAUCAUGCCACUGUGAUACUGGAGUCAAAUCCAGCCAGUAUGAUGUUAGCCUGGGUUCAGGGCAGUACGAUACUGGUCUGAAGUCAAGCCAUUAUGAUGUCUGUCUGAGUUCAGGUCAGAACGAUACUGGUCUGAAGUCAAGACAAUAUGAUAUGAGUCUGAAAUCAGGGCAAUAUGAUGCUGGUUUUAAAUCUGGCCAGUAUGACACCACUGGGAGAACAGGCCAGUACGACACCCUGGAUUCAGCCUUUCCCACUUUCUCUUGGUCCACCUCCACGCUGCCUUCCUCCUCCUCCACGACCGUCGUUGCUGGCAACACCAGCAGCUACACCUACCAGCUCGGCCAGGUCAGCACCAAUAACAUGUCAGGAGGCUCCCUGCCGAUCAGCCCUGUCCCACCAUCAUCUCUAUCAGUUUAUGGCUUUCAGAAUAAUCUGGCUCCUACCUCUGCCGGUGUGUUUACCACCAGUGGCGCUAAUGUAACUGCUAACCUGGGAGGGUAUGGCGUCCAGAAGAACGUGUCAAACAGUGGCGCUGCCAUCAGCACAGGGAUCUCUACAGCUUUUUCAGGCACAAGGUCCCAAACUGAUGAUGCCUAUAAGAGAGAUUAUAAAUACAUGGCCUCUGAAAGGGAAAACGGUCCAGCCAGGAGGGAGGGUGAAACUCUCAUUUUGGCAAAAGACAGCGGCAAGCAGUUUACCACCAGCAGUGGCAUUCAUGUAGGAGGAGGUUCACUGUCAGGAGACUCUAUUAAAAAGGAGAAGCUUAUUUCCAGCUACAUUGACACGGGCACUCUGAAAACAGAGACGGGCAACUCAUACUAUGGAUCAUCUGGAGUCCUGAUGAAAGACAAGGCAACGUAUGCAGAGAUUCACAGGGACAGCGGCAUCUUCGGAGGAGGAGGAUUCUGCUGCUGCUCCGACGCUUGCUGUUCCUGGUGGAAGUGGCUGCUGGGUUUGCUCCUCCUCUCCCUGCUUCUACUUGGGCUCCUGUUUGGCCUCAUUGCACUGGCUGAGGACGUGAGGGAGCUCAAGAACCGAGUGGCGACUCUGGAGGCUGAGUCUUCGGUCGCUGGUGCUCGGACCGGUGGGCUGUUGGGUCCUUCCAACGACAUCAACACCUCUGUGAGUGGUGGAGGUGGAGGUGGAGGUGGAGGCACCCUCAUCCUGGGAUUUGGAGGUGGAGGGGGCUCGGACUCCAAAACGCAAAUCAGCACUGCUGGUGCGGGCGACGCUGCCGGUCGCAAUGAUGUUGAUGUUGGUAUUGUGGGUGUCGGUGGUGCUGGAAGUGCAGCUGGAGGUGGAACCAACUCCCGUGGCAGUGCCAGCAAUGCUGGUACCAUCUCCAGUAGCAGCGGCGGCAGUGCUGGUACCAGUUUCGGCGGAGGUGCCAGCAGUGCUGGUACCAGCUUCAGCAGCGGUACCGGCAGUGAUCGUACUGGUAUCAGUGGUGGCACCAGCCUUGGGACCAGCACUGGGACUGGAGUGAGUGGAAGAUACAUAGAUAACGCCUUCCUUCAGAUGACCAUCCAUCAAAUGUUAAAAUCUGAAAUGCAGUCACAGGGAUUCAGAGCUAUUUUAGCAUCCUCAGUGCAGGGAGAGAGGGGAUUACCCGGACCUAAAGGGGAAUCUGGACUGAAAGGAGAACCUGGUUUCCCUGGAAUUCCAGGUGUUCCAGGUCCAAUGGGACACGCUGGUCCCGAGGGUCCCAAAGGACAGAAAGGAAGCCAAGGUGAACAUGGAAUGGAAGGACCACCAGGUACCAGGGGCCGUGAAGGACCACCUGGGCCUAGAGGUGACCCAGGACCUUCAGGCUUUGGACUGAAAGGGGAUAAAGGUGAACCUGGAUCUGUUGGGCCUGCUGGGCCAAAAGGUGCACAGGGAAUCCAAGGGUUACAUGGGCCACCCGGUCAACAAGGUCUUCAGGGUUUCCGCGGUGAGGCAGGACUACCUGGACCAAAAGGUGAUAGAGGGCUUGCUGGAUUUCAAGGACUCAAAGGUGAACCUGGUGAAAAAGGAAUCAGAGGUCUACAAGGUGAAGCUGGUUUUCCAGGUAUCCAAGGACCAAGAGGAGAAAAAGGCUCCAAAGGAUCCAUGGGACUUUCUGGACAAGAUGGUGAAAAAGGAUCAAGAGGUGACCAAGGAACUCCUGGGCCUCCUGGACUCAGGGGUCUUGCUGGGCCUCCUGGGGAUACUGGACCUCCAGGAUUACCAGGGCUGCAAGGACCACCAGGAAUUCCAGGAAAUCCUGGUCAACCAGGAGUCAAAGGUGAACCUGGCCAAGCAGGACGAAUCAUCAAUGCCGCUGGCUCAGCUUCUGUUGGCAUCCCAGGACCACCUGGACCUGCUGGGCCCCCUGGCCCUGCAGGUCCUCCAGGAUUAUCAGGUCCCAUUGGCCCUGCUGGUCUGCCUGGCCCACCUGGUCCUAAAGGUGACAGAGGAUAUAAAGGAGACCAGGGAGAGUCUGGAAUAACAGUGAGAACCAGUGAAACUAUAAGUUCAUCUAGAGCAGAGAGGCAGUACGGUGCUGGAGGAAGCUCUGCUUAUGGUGUAAUACCUGGCCCACCAGGUCCACCUGGACCUCCUGGACGUCCAGGCGACUCGAGACAAGGACCUCCUGGACCACCGGGGCCUCCAGGGCAGCCAGGUUAUGGAAGACCAGGACCAAAAGGAGAAAAGGGAGAUGUAAGCUUUGCAUCCAGCUCAGGAUCAUUUUACCCUGGACCACCAGGAGCUCCUGGGAACCCUGGAGCUAAAGGGGCAACAGGUUCUCCUGGACCCCGUGGAUACACAGGUGAACAAGGCCCACCAGGCCCACCAGGAAGCUCUAUUUCUUAUGGAGGAAAUGUGAUCCCUGGAUCGCCAGGUCCACCAGGACCUCCUGGACUCCCAGGAUCACCUGGAGUGAAAGGAGACACUGGAGCUCCAGGAAUUCCAGGCACCUCAAGAGGCUCAGUCUCAGUCACCUCCGGCCCUCCUGGUCCCCCAGGUCCUCCUGGUCUUCCUGGCCUGCCCGGCUCCUUUGCUUCCUCCAAUGAGAUGCGACAGCACAUUUCAGACUAUCUGAGUAGAUAUAGACUGAGCAGUCUACCAGGCCCUCCAGGUCCACCUGGGCCUCCAGGAAUUCCAGGAACCUUCUCAGGGUCUAUAGAGGACAUCUCUGCUCGCAUUAUUGCAUACCUGCGACGUUCAGAUUCAGGCUUCAGCAUUGGAGUUCAGGGACCUCCAGGACCACCUGGUCCUCCUGGACCUGCCUCUGGAUCCCUGUCUGUCAGUGCUCUCAUAGCCAUGCUUCAGAGAGAUGAUGUGAGAAGAUAUUUGUCAGGAUCACCAGGGCCACAAGGACCUCCUGGACCACCAGGGGCCUCAGGAGGACUUUCAGGGACUUUCAGCAUAGAGGAGAUAGCCACAUAUGUCUUUAAUAUCAUGAAUGAGAGGGGGAUUGCUAGAGGUCCGCCAGGUCCACGUGGUCUUCCAGGUCCCCCUGGAUCUCCAGGUGCGGGAGGCUCUAGCUUCUCCACUGCUACGAUCGACUACUCUGCACUGAUCCGAAAUUCAAAUUUCCGCUCCUGGAUCACCUCCGCUGUGCAGCAAGGUCCUCCCGGUCCUCCAGGUGUCCCAGGGCUGCCUGGUCCUCCUGGUCCUCAGGGGCCUCCUGGGGUCUCCACAUCCACUGUCUAUGGGUCGGGAGGUCGUGGCUACAGCUUGGAGGAAAUCCAGCGCUAUCUGCAGGGUUCUGGGUUCAGAGGUCUUCCUGGCCCCCCUGGUCCUCCAGGUCUCCAGGGACCACCAGGCAUUGUCACUGGAUCAAUGUCCUACAGUGGAAACCUCCCUCGGGAAAGCAUCCGUGCUGAAAUUCAAGAGUAUCUGACCAGUGACAGUGUUCGACGUACCAUUGUUGGGCCUCCAGGUCCUCAAGGUCCAAAGGGUCAGAAGGGAGAACGCGGAGAGCCUGGCUACUCCCAGAGCUACAUACAGACCCAGAGCUAUCCACAAGGCGAUGCUCGCUUCCAACGCAGAGAGAUCGAUGUCAGCAAGCUCACCGAGACACUAGACUACUCCAACGUCGCCAUGAAAGUUACUGACUACAUUAAGAAUCAAGGCCUGCUGCAGGAGUACAUCUCUGAGGGUUCUUGGAGGACAAAUGUCAGAGCAAUUCAAGGACCCCCAGGUCCUCCUGGCCCUCCAGGACCUCCUGGUUACAGCCGCGUGAUCGGAUCUUAUGGCAAUGUCACAGCCGACCUCAUGGACUUCUUCAGGAGAUACGGCACCAUUUCCGGCCCCCCAGGAGGCCCAGGACCAAAGGGAGAGAGAGGGUAUCCAGGACCCAAAGGAGACAAGGGUGAUCCAGGACCUCCGGGUUUACCUGGAAUCCCAGCGCCGCUCACUGUCCAGAUUCCACACAAAGUGCAAAAGAGAGAAGCAGGUGAUAAAGUGGUGGGUCGUCAAAAACGUCACCGGCGUCAACCCAGUGGCGGCUGAAGGGUGUCCUGCUGGGUGGCGCGAUAUUCUAAUUCAGCUCUUUUUUUUUUUUUCCUUUUUAAAUUUUAGUUGAACUAAAAAUAUUCUCCUUAUUGUUUCUUUUCAAGAAAAGUCGGUUGGGGAAAAUAAAAAUGCAUCUGUCUCUUUAAACAUGCUUCUCAUAGAGGUGUUAGCCUGUGGUUUUUAAAAGGCACAGACUUCAGUAUUCAACUUGUGGGUGUAUAAUGUUUACUUUGCUUAGUUAGAAGCUUGCAUUCACUUUGUCUGGGGCAGUUCUUUCCAAGCAAUAAGUAGCAGUUACUAGGGCUGAGACAAUUAAUCGAUCAUUGAAAUAAUCUUUAAUUUAGUAAUCGAAUAAUUGUUAACUGGAGUAUAAACACUAAAACCUGCCAUUUGCUGAAAGAAAAACCCAAAUGAGAGUAAUGAUUAGGCCAACAUUGUACAAAAAAUAUAUAAUUUUUGCAUUUAAGAUGAAAAACCUUCUUAGUCCGUAAAUAUACUCUAUCCAGAACUCGCUUUAGCUUCACCUGGUUCAAAUUCUAAAUUUGCUAUCCGAUUAUUAUCGAAAAAUACUCAACAGAUGAAUUGAUUUGCAAAAUAAUCAUUAGUUGCAGCCCUAGCAGUUACUUUUUACUUCGAGCACAAGUAUCUGCCCCUUUUUAUUACUUUUUAUAUUUGCUGACUUUUGGGAAUUAUAUGUAUCGAGGACUAUAGUGUUCAAAAGCAUUUAUUACACAUUCACCCCAUAAAAAUAUUCAAAACCAUUUAGCCUUUAAAAAAAAUACAAAGCUUGAUAUGAACUUGACUCAAUCUCAGUCAAAGUGAGGGUCAUUUUGCAAAAGGUUGAGAUUUACUUGAAAGGGUUUUUUGGUAUAAAGACAAAUAUGUCUGUAUGAUUCUAGAGGGGAAGGACUCAGAUGAUCGUUAAGACAUGACUGAUUUAAUUGUAUAUUUUUGUGUAAGAGCACUGAAUUUGAUAUUUUCUACAUGCCUUUAAGUGAUGUAGAGAAUAAAUUAUAAACGUGGUUGAACCUUUUUUGAUUAAAAUAUCUGAAAAGACAAAAAUAAAUCUAUUUUUGGACGUGGGA